AUGUCUAUGGACGAGAAACAGCCGCCGUCACCCGUUCUCGAUGAGAAGCACGAUGGUGCUGAUGUCGAGGCGCACUCCGUUAGCUCGGCAUCGGACGAUGAUAGGCGCGCGGACGAGGCGCUCAAGCUUGUUGGGCGCGAACGGACACAGGUCUUCAGUGACGAGUAUAACGCGAAGUUGAGGCGGAAGCUGGACCUGUGGAUUCCGCCGCUAUGCGCUGCCGUGUACUUUACGCAGUUCCUGGACAAGACUUCCUUGAACUAUGCCAGUAUCAUGGGCUUUCCCAUCAAAGGACAGCAGUACAACCUGAUCUCGAUGGCGUUCUAUCUCGGCUUCCUCGUCUUUGAGUUCCCGACCGUCUACAUCUCGCAGAAACUAAGAUUGGCGAAGUACCUCGGCGGUAACAUCGUACUAUGGGGUGCAAUCCUUAUGCUGCACGCUGUACCAUCAUCCUUCGGCGCCUUCUUUGCGUUACGCUUUUUGCUGGGGAUGUGCGAGUGCUGCGUCGCGCCCAUCCUGAUCCUGAUCAUCUCCAUGUUCUACAAGAAGAACGAGCAGGCUAGCCGUAUAUCUUGGUUCUACGUCAUGAACGGCUUGACAGCCAUCUUCGGAGGCUUCACCGCAUACGGCAUCUCCUUCUACGACGGACACGCCAUCGCGUCGUACAAGAUUGUCUACCUCCUGCUCGGCGGUCUCGCGAUCCUCGUAGGCGCAGCAGUGCUCCUCUGGAUGCCCGACUCCCCCGUACACGCCGCGAGACUCACACCCGAAGAACGUAUCGCGGUGCUCGAGCGCGUGCGGGACGAUCAGGGAGGGACGGAGAACAAGACGCUCAAGCGCUCGCAGAUCGUCGAAGCGGUCUGCGAUGUGCGGACGUGGCUGAUUGUGCUUAGCACGAUGAUGACUAGCAUCCCCAAUGGCGCAUUGAGCAACUUCAGCAACAUCGUCAUCAAGGGAUUUGGCUACUCUACGAAGCAGACACUUAUAUUGUCUACACCGGGUGGGCUCGUUGCAGCGCUCACCACCCUGGCGUGCGGGUACUACUCGGACAAGAAGAACGAGCGCAUGCUCCCCAUCGUCUUCGCUCUCAUUCCGACGAUAGUCGGCUCCGCCAUGCUGGUUGGCUUGAACGGGUCUGGAAACAAGGGCGCGCUGCUCUUUGCGAUCUACUUGGUCAACACGUUCGGCAGCGCUCUCUCGAUCAUCUACGCGUACAACGCCAGCAACACUAGCGGACAUACGAAGAAGCUCACGAUCAACGCGAUGACCCUUGCCUCCUUCAGCGUCGGUAACAUCAUCGGCACCGAGAUCUUCCAGUCCAAAGACGCGCCGGGCUACAUCCCCGGAAAAGUCGCCAUCCUUGUCCUAAUCUCGGUCCAACUCUUCAUCUGCUUCUUGCUGCGCGCGAUCAACAUUCAUAAGAACAAGCUGAAGGUCAAGGCGGUGCAGAAGGAGAAAGAGAGGAGGGGCUGGAGUGAUGCGGACGUUCAGCGCGAGAGGGAGAGGAGCGCGUUCUUGGAUCUGACGGAUAAUGAAAACAUCUUCUUUGUGUACACUGCAUGA
Messenger RNA from Peniophora sp. CBMAI 1063, 1563 nucleotides. Lineage: Eukaryota; Fungi; Basidiomycota; Agaricomycetes; Russulales; Peniophoraceae. The record is from the annotation of a GenBank genome assembly.